CUAGGUUACAACUCACAAUAUGUAUAAACCCGGUUUAAUACUGCACAGGUUAAGGUUGCAGGGAAUGGGGCGGGGCAGGAAUUGUGCAAAAAGGGUGGAGAGAGGAAGGCAGAAGUUGUUCAAUUGAACAGAAGUCGAUGGCGCCGUUUGAAGCUGCAACACAAGUUUCUAGAAGCACUGCAAACAUAAAUGGACUUUCUUCGAUAACUGCCAAUCGACUGGGAAAAUGUAUAGCGGGGGACAAUCGUUUGUGCACAUUGCAGAAGGAUUUCUCACCAUUUCAAGCACCUUAUAAUGCUGUGCGCUGGUCAAAGAACAAGGUUUGCAUUGAUUCGGUGGCGUCAGAAGAACAAGCAUUGAGUCGGAGAAGGAGAACUAGUGUUGAAGCCCAGACGCGGCCCCACUCCUUCACCGCAUGCCCUGGCCAAGCAGCCCGGCCGUGUGAGCGGAACACAACAACAGAAGCUAUCCCCACCGCUGUCUCGGCGGUGGUGGUCUUUGGCGUUGUGGUGACUGCUGGCAUUGUCUUGUCCAACCUGCCCAAAGAAAAAGUUGCUGAAACGUUGGGCGCAGACAAGCCCCGGUGCGAUGCCUGCGGAGGAAGUGGAAUUUGCCCUGUAUGCCAGGGAGAGGGCUUUGUCAACAAGGAGUUGUCGCCUCAAGAGAGGGAAAAGGCUCGGGCAAGGUCAACAAUGGCCGCCACUCGAUAUACUGCCGGGUUGGCAAGGAAAUGGAGGUACUGCGUUGCAUGUAACGGGAGCAGAGGCUGUACAACAUGUGAAGGGAAGGGAUACUUGGACUAAGCCGAGAGUAAAUAGGCCAGCCUAACGCUUGUUGCACAUGGAACGACUUUUGUGUUGUCUUUCGCCAGGAAGUGUCCAUCGUUACGUAGGUCCAUGUGGCUCAAGUGGUAUCUUGGUGGGCCGUUUGGAGCUUCACAUUACGCUUAGCAUGUCCUUCAAAUCAUGCUGAGUUUGAUCGUUC
Molecule: messenger RNA, 984 nt
Organism: Klebsormidium nitens
Lineage: Eukaryota; Viridiplantae; Streptophyta; Klebsormidiophyceae; Klebsormidiales; Klebsormidiaceae
Source: the annotation of a GenBank genome assembly